Ornithorhynchus anatinus (platypus) is the source of this 1775-nucleotide messenger RNA. It is a transcript of the gene PDK4, whose product is annotated as pyruvate dehydrogenase kinase 4. Gene Ontology annotation, molecular function: pyruvate dehydrogenase (acetyl-transferring) kinase activity. Gene Ontology annotation, biological process: protein phosphorylation; regulation of glucose metabolic process. Gene Ontology annotation, cellular component: mitochondrion. The record is from RefSeq and is a predicted model, not a curated record. The transcript is spliced from 11 exons. Bases 18 to 1250 code for a protein of 410 amino acids. Lineage: Eukaryota; Metazoa; Chordata; Mammalia; Monotremata; Ornithorhynchidae.
CCCCCCCGACCCCAACCAUGAAUGCCGCCCGCCUGAUGCUGCGGGGCGCCGGGUCCCUGAGCAGCAGCGUCCCGCGGGAGGUGGAGCACUUCUCCCGCUACAGCCCCUCGCCCCUGUCCAUCAAGCAGCUGCUGGACUUCGGUACCGAAAAUGCCUGCGAGAGGACUUCCUUUGCCUUUCUGCGGCAAGAACUGCCGGUGAGGCUGGCAAAUAUCCUGAAGGAAAUUGAUAUUCUUCCCGAUCGGCUGGUGAACACCUCUUCGGUGCAGUUGGUGAAGAGCUGGUACAUUCAAAGCCUGAUGGACUUGGUGGAGUUCCAUGAGAAAAACCCAGAUGACCAAAAGGCUCUAUCUGACUUUAUAGAUGCCCUCAUCACCGUCCGAAAUCGAAAUCACAAUGUGGUCCCCACGAUGGCGCAAGGGAUAAUCGAAUACAAAGACGCCUGCCCCGUGGAUCUGGUGACCAAUCAGAACCUCCAGUAUUUCCUGGACCGGUUCUACAUGAACCGCAUUUCCACCCGGAUGCUCAUGAACCAACACAUCCUUAUAUUUAGUGACACGAAAACUGGAAACCCAAGCCACAUCGGGAGCAUUGAUCCAAACUGUGACGUGGUGUCAGUGGUACAAGAUGCCUUUGAGAGUUCCCGCCUGCUCUGCGACCAGUAUUAUUUAACUUCUCCGGAACUGAAGCUCACCCAAGUGAACGGGAAAGUCCCCGGCCAGCCCAUCCACAUAGUGUACGUUCCUUCUCACUUGCACCAUAUGCUGUUCGAGCUAUUUAAGAACGCCAUGAGGGCCACUGUGGAGCACCAAGAAAAUUGCCCUUCCCUGUCUCCCAUCGAGGUGACCGUGGUCCUGGGGAAAGAAGACCUAACCAUCAAGAUUUCGGACCGAGGGGGAGGCGUCCCCUUGAGGAUAACUGACCGCCUGUUUAGCUACACGUACACGACGGCGCCGACCCCGGUGAUGGACAACUCUCGCAACGCUCCUCUGGCUGGCUUUGGUUACGGUCUGCCCAUUUCACGCCUCUAUGCCAAGUACUUCCAAGGAGACCUGAAUCUCUACUCCCUGUCGGGUUACGGGACAGACGCCAUAAUCUACUUAAAGGCCCUGUCCACGGAGUCGGUAGAGAAGCUCCCGGUGUUCAACAAGUCGGCCUUCAAGCAUUACCAGAUGAGCCCGGAAGCCGGCGACUGGUGUGUGCCCAGCAAAGAGCCGAAGGACCUGUCGAAGGAGAAGGUGGCCAUGUGAGAGGACUCGCCUGGGGGGCAAGAGGGAGGACCAGUGGUUCCUCCCCAUCCUCCCCAACCUCCCCACCCUCCGCCCCCUUCCUCCACCCACGCAUCCAACCACGGACUGUGACUCUCGGGUGGUUUUCGGGUCCUCUCCAAGCCUUCCCAGCCACUGGCCGCGUUGGAACUCGAAAGAGAUACCCUCUCUCCCCCCUCCCCGGCUGGACUGCCCCCAAUUCCCAGCCCGAAAUGGACGGAGGCCGAGGAGGAGGCUUGCCGGGCCAGCACGGGGAGGAACGGAGCCUCGUCGUCCCCGUAGUUGACAGGCAGAAGACGUCGGUCUGGAAGCCGCUCUCUUACUUAAUCGCAAAUGGCAGCCAUCUGGAUCCCCUCCGCUCCCAUCCAGAACUCCUGGUGACGAGGGGCAAAGCAGAGAUCCAGGGAGGGAAUGAAAACCAUUUUUUGUAAGUAGUAUUUAAGCACUUACUAUGUGUCAUACACUAAUCUAAGCGCUGGAGAAGGUUCAGGUUAAUUAGGUCGGACA